AGAACUUCUUAUUGGUGUUGAAUUUAGUCAAUUAAAUAAGUUAACACAAGUCUACAAUUUCAUUCAAAUAUAAUCCUAUUACUCUCUAUUAUCAUUUAAAACGUCCGUUUUUUCAUAAUUAUCUUUAACAAUUAAUAAUUAUUCACAGAAUAUUAUAAUUUCAUUGAAUGGACAGUCCAACAACAAAACAACCAUAUUCAGUUAGACAAAGAGAUUGGCAUGAUGGACUAUUUGACUGUACAAAUGACUGUAAUUCAUGUUGGCUUGUACUUUUCUGUUAUUCCUGUUACAUGUGUUACAUGUAUCGUCGAUAUGAUGAAUGUUGGGCAACCCCAUGUUUUAUUAUAUGCCCUGGUUUGACGUUAAGAGCAUACCAUCGGGCUAAACACAAUAUACAAGGUACUUUGUGCAGAGAUUUCCUGAAGGAAUACUUUUGUCCAUUGUGUGCAGCUUGUCAGUUAGAUCGUGAUAUGAAAUAUGUGGAAGCGACUAGUGGGAUAUUAAAUGUCUGAAGAGAAACAGACAGUUUUAUAGUUCAGUUUGUUUGUGUUUUUUUCCUGCUACUUCUUUAAUGUUUUGAUAAAUAUUUAUUCAUCACUUUAAAGUCAUGAUAUUCUUAUCCUCUUGUUGUAAAAGGGAUAGUUUACAAAUUCUAUGAACCAUUCCAUCAUGUUUAAAAUAAUUUUCAUUCAUUGCACUGGCUUUUUUGUUUUAUUAUGAAAUACUCACAAUGAUGCAUUUGUAUGAUAAAUAUAGAUACAAAUUUUUAAUCCGAUCAACCAUUGUAGACUUCAUUUGACUCAUAUUUUCAUAUAGUGAUGAGCGGUAAGUUCAAAGUGUCUACCAAGUAAUAUUCAAAAACAUUAAAGCUAGAAGGAAAAUAUUGUCCAUUAUAUUUUACAAGUUCUUUAGUUGAUACUGACUGACUGUGAUCAACUCCAUGAAAUAUUUAAAUGAUCUAAUAUCUUGGUGUACAUCUAUGUUAAUGAGAAGGUCUGUUAGAGAAUGUUUAUAGCAAUGAUCAAUUGAUUUAAUUCGAUUUGUUCAUCGAAGCAGUAAACAAUUAUUUAAUGAAUACAGAAGAUGUAAU
This is a messenger RNA of Schistosoma haematobium, 1090 nucleotides long. RefSeq lists its product as uncharacterized. NCBI's taxonomy places the organism in Eukaryota, Metazoa, Platyhelminthes, Trematoda, Strigeidida, Schistosomatidae. The transcript is spliced from 3 exons. The record is from RefSeq and is a predicted model, not a curated record. The coding region runs from base 168 to 512 and encodes 114 amino acids.